Molecule: messenger RNA, 935 nt
Organism: Pecten maximus
Lineage: Eukaryota; Metazoa; Mollusca; Bivalvia; Pectinida; Pectinidae
Source: RefSeq, a predicted model, not a curated record
AAGGACAGAAUUGUUACACACAAACGAGGGUAGGUAUGGGUGGACUCUGACAAGGACAGAAUUGUUACACAAACGAGGGUAGAUAUGGGUGGACUCAGAAGGACGGAAUUCUUACACACAAACGAGGGUAGGUAUGGGUGGACUCGGGACAAGGACAGAAUUGUUACACAGACGAGGGUGGGUAUGGGUGGACUCGGACAAGGACGGAAUUCUUACACACAAACGAGGGCCAUGUGAGAUUUUCCACAACCCCUUAGUGUAUGACAGUAUUACAGUCAAAGAUGCCACAAAGAUAGAUGCUAACCACCUGGUUGUAGUUUACAAGCGUCUCAAAGACAAUGAUGUACAGCGCAGAAUCAUCCAGGGCCCAACAGUGUUUGUUCCUGAGGCUGAAGAAUGGCUUCAUCAAUUUUCCUGGCAUGGUUGUGAUGCAUCUGACAAGACGAGAAUGAUCCCAGGGCACAAUAAGUUUACUCAGCUGGCUGUAAUCCCGGAACAGUUCUACUAUAAUGUUCGGGAUGUAAGGACAGUUGAUGAUACCAUGAUAACAGUCAAACUCAUGAUAUUCUAUGACCUGAAAGAAAUACUCAAAAUGCUUGAUAAAACUCAUGAUCCGGUGGCGGAUAUGAUAAAUGCUGUAUGCGCUGACGUGAUUACUUUCUCUGGCAAGAACACAUUUGAAGACUUUCUGAAAAAUACUCAUAAACUGAGUGAGUUGUCCUCUUUCCCACAACUCACACAGAGAGCAGAGAAGAUAGGCUACGAUAUACAGAAGGUUGUCUUUCGGGGCUACCACGCAAACGACCGUCUUCAGUUGAUGCAGAGUUCAGCCAUUGAGUCCAGGACACAGUUGAGAUUGAAUACAGAAAUCGAAGAAAUGAAACAACGCCUCCAGAACUUUAAAUUAUCCAAGGAACAAGCUCGCACAAAGCUUA